AUGACACUGCAUCUCUCUCUUAGGCCACCGACCAUGGCAUUGAAUCUCGUUCGUGUGAUGGAACAUACUGGUAAAACAUCUGAGGCCCUCGCCAAGCUGCUGUCACUAAAAGCCACAGAGGCCACAAUUGUCGAUAUGGGUCCCCAGUUCAGCCAAAAGAAAACUGGGUUUGAUGAAUUUAACUGGGAAAAAUCUGAUGAUCGAGACCGGUUGACGAAGUGUAUGGAGAAAAGAAUACCGGUCGAGUUGGUUCAUCGUGGUGAUAUCAUCAAAGUCUGUCCGGGAGAGAAAGUUCCCGUAGAUUCCAGGGUAAUCUGUGGUAUAUCUGCUUGUGAUGAAUCCCUGAUCACUGGGGAAUCUAUGCCGGUGGAUAAACAACCAGGUUCUGAUCUCAUAGGUGGUUCCAUCAAUCUCACCAAUGUGAUUUGGGCCAAGGCAACACAUGUCGGUAGCGAUUCCGCAUUGGCUCAAAUCGUCCGUUUGGUCGAAGAGGCUCAAACAUCCAAGGCACCAAUCCAACAACUAGCCGAUCGCAUUGCCAGUUACUUCGUUCCAUUUGUUUGUUUGAUCUCGUUGACCACCUUCUUCGUUUGGAUUGCGUUAGGCCUAUUUCGACCGGAAACUGUCAAAGGAUACGAGCCUGGAUGUGCUAUUGUCCAGUUGGCCGUAGAUCACGCGUUCCGAAUGGCCAUCAAUGUGCUCACAAUUGCUUCUGGUUCCAUUCUUCGACUCAUUCCUAGUCGGAUCAACAUACAUUACGAUUCCCUCGCUCAGCACGUAGGCGGUAUUCUCAGUGAUAAAGAUGAAUUUGCUCCUGAGCUUCGAAUAAACCUUUUGAUUUGCAUAUCUGCUUACAAGUUUAACAAUGCGUUACAAGCUAUCAAACAUGUGUGUUUUGUUUACCAAACCCGACCUCUUCUCAUCCAGUUAACAACAAUACUAUUCGAUAAAACCGGUACCAUUACCCAAGGGCGUCCACAGGUUAACCGUCUGGUUAUGUUCAUUCCUAACGACAAUAGUCCUCAGGCUGAUCGACUUGGUUCACCGGUGACUAAUUCAAACCAUCUGAAAUUGUCUACUAAAAUAUCUCCUAGUCGACUGCUAUAUCUUUUGGCCAGUGCUGAAUCAACUGUGAAACAUCCUAUCGCCAGUGCAGUUGUAAAUCUAGUUCGUGUAUUCCGUCGAGAAACCGAUUUAUCUGAAUCGAACCCUUUAUCUCCGAAUUCAUCUGAUUUGGCCGCCGCCCAACCUAUCAGUUCAGCACAUGAGUACGGAGAAAACCCUCUUAAGUCUGCUCUAAAUGCACCCGCGUUUGAAUUUGCCCAGGUAUGCCGUUACUGUUGA
Messenger RNA from Echinostoma caproni, 1344 nucleotides. Lineage: Eukaryota; Metazoa; Platyhelminthes; Trematoda; Plagiorchiida; Echinostomatidae. The record is from the annotation of a GenBank genome assembly.